Messenger RNA from Felis catus (domestic cat), 4641 nucleotides. It is a transcript of the gene TXK, whose product is annotated as TXK tyrosine kinase. The coding region runs from base 2009 to 3664 and encodes 551 amino acids. The transcript is spliced from 15 exons. The record is from RefSeq and is a predicted model, not a curated record. Lineage: Eukaryota; Metazoa; Chordata; Mammalia; Carnivora; Felidae. Gene Ontology annotation, biological process: T cell receptor signaling pathway; peptidyl-tyrosine autophosphorylation; adaptive immune response. Gene Ontology annotation, molecular function: non-membrane spanning protein tyrosine kinase activity; ATP binding; protein binding.
UAUCGAAGAGAAAAAAGUCUGGACCCUUCUGCCAUUAAUAUUCCCUCUCCAUUUAGGCAGACAUGUUUGGGGGUACCUGUCUAAUUUAAGCCCCUAACCAGGCCCAUGUUUGGGCUGAUUGACCCUGCCCAUGAUAUCUAUCACUAAAAGGGGUUAGGUAAAAGUUGAACUAGGGGUAAUCAAUCACUUUUUAUGACUUAAGAAUCUGCCCCAGGACAUAGAUGCUGUAAGUGGAGGUGCUGGGCUCUGGGGGAGAAUGAUGAGAAUGUGAUGUUCACAACAAAGCCUGCCCCCACUGCAAGCAAGACCCAGGAGCAAGUUCAGCUUCUGGCGGAGAAACCAGGAAAAAUGGAGAGAAUGGUGUAUUGAGCCAUCUCCCAGAUGGUUUUCAGGAGACCUGGUUGGACUUGGAUUCCUGGAUCAGUGAGAUUGUCCCAGUGAGACAGUUAUCUCAGUGAGAUAGCCUCAUGGUAGACCCUGUGAUCAAGUUUGUUUGAGUGGGUUUUUGACUGUUAACAAUCUCUGACUAAGACACCAGCUGAGGUGGAAACUUCAUUUUCGCUCAUGAGCCCAGGGAAGAGAAACAGUUUCUUAUCAGUAGCAGAGGCCAUGUAUUGCCCCAUACAUUUUUCUUGGUUUUACGGGGGUAGAAAGCUGAGAAACACCCAACACACAGGGCCUUUCUUUAAGGAGUUCUGAUCACUCUGGGGACUGCCAUGGCGUCCCCUGUGCCACAGGUGUUGUGUGAACACAGAACUGUUGCUGGCUGUCUUGAGUAGUGCCUCCCGAAGACCCUGGGGGGGCCAUCUCUUUCCCUUUGGGUCUGUCCAUCCACUGAGAGCUGUCCUUCCGUACCCUCCUUAUAAUGGAAAAAAAAUGAUCUUAAGUCUUGUCACUGUCUGUUUGCCACCUUCCUCCUCAUCUUCCUGUUUACCUGUACCCCCAUCACAAACACAUACGUACCUUUUAACUGAAUUGUAGCUCAUUCAAGGAGUUGACCAUAUUCGUUAUACUCGGGUUUGAGUAUGGUUUUUCUGUCUUUCUCCUUCCUUUCUCCUUCACCUUGACCCCUCCCACCCCUCCCUGUCCCUUCCCACACUUCCCUGUUCACCUGGAGGAGCUAUGUUCAAAGUGCUGGAUGGUGUUGAAGAAAGUGAGGACAGAGUAUAGUCCUUGUGCUAAUCGUUACGUAUACUGUUGAUGUGGAAAACAAGUGGGGUAACACCUGACAACAUUUGGGAACCUUUUCUUCAACAAUCUUCAAAAUUUUCACCGGAACUUAAAAGAAGUUUUUGUAUAAAAGCAUAAGUAAAGCAAAAAGUGAAGUAAAAAUAGAAGAAUCCACCCAGAAUGCUUAACGAGAUCUUAAUCUAUAAAGCAGGAAAUAGGAAAGGCAAUGUGAAUAUGCUGUGUCUUCAUUAGAAUCGUUCCUUUUAGUUUUAAUUCUUGGUUAUAUUUUCCAAGAGGAUGAAGUAUAAUUCCUAAGUGCAUUUCUUAUUGACAUCAUUUUUAUAUUUCUCAGCCAUGGCUCGGUCACCUUUUAGGUACCUUAUUGAAUUGGCUUUCCAUCCCCACAAAAAAAUGAAGUUUUGUAAUAUGGUCCUUGAGGUGUCAGUACUGAGUGGGAGGACAGAACAUUCUAGACUUUAUACUUCGAUACCUAGAAUCUAAUUCUCUUUCUACCACUGUGUCCCUUGUGCUAUCUGUGCAUCCAUCUCCUUCUGUGUCCAGAGAAGGCAGCUUGAUUUGAUGCUUUUUAAGGUCUCUUUUACAAAAACGUUGUUGACUUCUUGAAAAUGUUGUUUUCUGGAAUCGCCCACACAGUUGGGAAUGAGGUACCCAUUGCAGCUACCCUCAGAGAUCUGGAUGUAGAUUAUUGAACUUUCGUAUAUAGGCCAUUUGGUUGUCAUUCACACACUUUUCUCUGAGGUUUUUAGAACAGGAAAAUAGGUGGGGUUAACUUUGCUCGUGAGAAACAUCUUGGGUGAGCUAUGAUUUCAGUUAAAAGAUGUGUUUUUGUGACCGAACCACCGCUGAAGAACUGAAUGCUGCUUUGUAUACUCCCUGCAGAAGUACAACCAUGAUUCUUUCCACCUAUAAUACCAUCCAGUCGAUUUUCUGUUGCUGUUGCUGCUGUUCCGUGCAGAAGCGACAAGUAAGAACACAAAUAAGCCUAAGCAAAGAUGAAGAGUUUUCAGAAAGAUACACUCCGCGUCGCAGGCUGUGGUUCAGCGAAUUGCCAAGUAAGAAACGAGCCAACAGAGGCCACAUGCAACCAUCAAAACGCAAGCCACUGCCUCCCCUCCCACCCUCUGAGGUUACUGAAGAGAAGAUCCAAGUAAAAGCCCUGUAUGAUUUUGUGCCCAGAGAGCCGUGUGAUUUAGCCUUAAAGCGAGCAGAGGAGUACGUGAUAUUGGAGAAGUAUAAUCCUCACUGGUGGAAGGCAAGAGACCGUUUGGGGAAUGAAGGCUUAAUCCCAAGCAACUAUGUGACUGAAAACAAACCAACCAAUUUAGAAAUAUAUGAGUGGUACCAUAGAAACAUCACCAGAAAUCAGGCAGAACGUAUUUUGAGACAAGAGUCUAAAGAAGGUGCAUUUAUUGUCAGAGAUUCGAGACAUUUGGGAUCCUACACGAUUUCUGUGUUUAUAAGAGACAGAAGAAAUAUGGAAGCUACCAUCAAACAUUAUCAGAUUAAAAAGAACGACUCAGGACAGUGGUACGUGGCUGAAAGACACCUCUUUCAGUCAAUCCCCGAAUUGAUCUGGUAUCACCAACACAAUGCAGCAGGUCUCAUGACCCGUCUCCGCUACCCGGUUGGACUGAUGGGCAGCUGUUUGCCAGCCACAGCGGGUUUCAGCUAUGAAAAGUGGGAGAUAGAUCCCGCUGAGUUGGCGUUUGUGAAGGAGAUUGGAAGCGGUCAGUUUGGGGUAGUCCAUCUAGGGCAAUGGCGAGCACACAUCCAGGUAGCUAUCAAGGCCAUCAGCGAAGGCUCCAUGUCUGAAGAAGACUUCAUUGAAGAGGCUAAAGUGAUGACGAAAUUAUCGCACUCAAGGCUGGUCCAGCUGUACGGAGUGUGCGUUCAGCAGAAGCCCCUCUACAUCGUGACGGAGUUCAUGGAGAACGGCUGCCUGCUGAGCUAUCUCCGAGAGAGGAGGGGAGCGCUGCGGAAGGAAAUGCUGCUGAGCAUGUGCCAGGAUGUCUGUGAGGGAAUGGAGUAUCUGGAGAGGAGCCGCUUUAUUCAUCGGGAUUUAGCAGCAAGGAAUUGUUUGGUCAGUGCUGCAAGUAUAGUAAAAAUAUCAGACUUUGGAAUGACGAGGUACGUUUUGGAUGAUGAGUAUAUCAGUUCUUCUGGGGCCAAGUUCCCCGUCAAGUGGUCCCCUCCUGAAGUUUUCCACUUCAACAAGUACAGCAGCAAAUCUGACGUCUGGUCGUUUGGAGUUUUGAUGUGGGAAGUUUUUACAGAAGGAAAAAUGCCUUUUGAAAAUAAGUCAAAUUUGCAAGUUGUGGAAGCCAUUUCUAAAGGCUUCAGGCUGUACCGUCCUCAACUGGCGCCAAUGUCCAUAUAUGAAGUCAUGUACGGCUGCUGGCAUGAGAAACCCAAAGGCCGCCCGACGUUCACUGAGUUGCUGCAGGUUCUCACAGAGAUUGCGGAGACCUGGUGACACGAAUGGGAGGCCAACCCAGAGGAUCAUCUUGCAAAAUUAUCACAAAAGGAAAUCCUGUUCGGGGUCACUGAUGAUGAACACCUUCCUUUAGAGUUGCUGACUCUUGGAAACAGUGCAAAGAUCACAGGCUUUUCAAACUUUAAAAUUUAAAAAUACUCUGACAGUCAUAUUUUCUACAGGGAUGUCUUUGAAAGGGACUUUCCGACUCUCAUUUUUCUGUGUUGUUCUCCGUGUCCCAUGUGAAGAGGGGGAAAAUGCUCCAUAGCGGUCUUCAUAGUGGCUGCUCUUCCUGAGAAGAGCCCUGGGAGCCCCUGAGAGUGAAAAACUCUGCCAACUCAUGGAAUAAAGGAGCCUCCCCUGCAGAAUUCAACCCUUUUGAGCUGGACGGAACUUUGUGGAAGAUGCACCUUUACAAGACACAUGAAUGUGAACAUUCUUAAACUGUCUUUUAUAAUCUCCCCUAUGUUAUUUAAGGACUUGGUUUUGCACAUACCUGAUUAUUUUGGAGACAGUUUCUUGUAUUCCAGUUUUAAACACUGUGAAGGCAAAGUUCUUUGAACAGGUCCCAGUGGCAUUUCUGUUUCCAGUAAUAUCCAUUGUCAGGGUCAGUUGAGAACUUGAAUUUGAAUUCUGCAGUUUCACGCUUUGUCCAUGUGAAAUUGGAUGACUUAAGAAGCCUCUUUUUAAAACGGGUAAUGGAUCUAUUUUCUUUUCUUUUCCCUACAGUGUCAAAGAAUGCUUAUUGCACAGUUGGGUAAAGAAAAGUGACACAUUUUGAAGAUUUCAUAUCUUUUCUGAGUUAAAUUCUCAAUUUCUUUUGUGUAUAGUUGACAUUAUAUUCGUUUCAGGUAGACAGCAUAGUGAUUCAAUGUCUCUGUAUGUUAUGCUGUGCUCACCACAAGUGCGGCUGCCAUCUGUCACCAUACAUUGUUAUUACUAUAUCACUGACAAUAUUUCAUAUGCUCCGCCUUUUA